CGUGCACCUCGCAGGGCGGAGGAAAGGGCUUCCUUGUCAAGAUGGCGGCUCCCUUGACACUACUUUUGAUUGUGGCCGUUACGAUCCGUGCAGCUCUGUACAGAUCCAGUUUAGCGGACCUCAUAUCGGAGAGAGUGGAGGUGGUGUCUCCGCUUACCGCCUGGAAGAGAGUUGUUGAAGGCUUGGCUCUGCUUGACUUGGGAGUCUCACCGUACUCUGGAGAUGUUUUCCAUGAGACUCCUCUCAUCAUUUACUUCUUUCACUUUUUGGUGGACUAUGCAGAGAUAACGUUUAUGUUGGCAGAUGUGAUCACUGCUGUGGCUCUCUACAUGACCGUGAAGGACUACAACAAACAAGUGUUCAGAAAGCAGAAAUAUGCCCUGGAGGCAGACCGCUACCCCCUCGACUGCCUGGAGCUCAUCAGGAGCCCCAAAGAAAUGUACUACAUCCCUCUGAAAGUAGCCAUGUUUUACCUAUUGAACCCGUUCACCAUCCUGUCCUGCGUCGCCAAGUCAACCUGUGGCCUGAACAACGCCGUCCUCGCCCUUUUCAUCCUCUCUACAAUCAAAGGAAAUGUUUUGCUGAGCGCCGUAUUUCUCUCCUUGGCCACCUAUCAGUCCAUCUAUCCUCUCACUCUGUGCGCCGCGGCGCUGCUCUAUUUGAUGCAGCGUCAGUACAUCCCGGUGAACUACCGGCGGGCCAGCUUCUGGUGGUUCAUUGCUCAGUAUGCCUUCAUGUACCUGGGCAGCCUCUUCGUCAUCGUCUGCCUCUCCUUUUUCCUGCUCGGCUCCUGGGACUACCUGCCGUCUGUCUACGGCUUCAUUCUCUCCGUACCAGACCUGACCCCGAACAUCGGCCUCUUCUGGUAUUUCUUCGCCGAGAUGUUUGAACACUUCCGCCUCUUCUUCCUCUGCGUCUUCCAGAUCAACGUCUUCUUCUACACUAUCCCCCUGUCCAUCAAACUCAAAGAGCACCCGGUGUUUCUGAUCUUCAUGCAGUUGGCUGUGAUCUCCAUCUUCAAGUCUUACCCCACUGUGGGAGAUAUCGCUCUCUACCUGGCCUUCCUUCCUGUCUGGAGUCACCUGCACAGAUUCUUGAGGAACAUCUUCCUGGUGUCCUGCGUCCUGCUGACCUGCUCGGCUCUGUUCCCGGUUCUCUGGCAUCUGUGGAUCUACGCCGGGAGCGCCAACUCCAACUUCUACUACGCCAUCACGCUGCUGUUCAACGUGGCACAGAUUCUGCUGGUGUCGGAUUAUUUCUACGCCUUCUUGAGGAGAGAACAUCACCUCACCUACGGAUUGUAUCUGAAGAGAAAAGACGGCUCCGAGGCUACACUAGUUCUUAAAUAAACACACACACACACACACACACACACACACACACACACACACACACACACACACACACACACACACACUUCACCUCAAAGGGAACAAACGCACAGUGAGGAGGAUAAACUUUCAGAGCCACACUAGUCCUCAGACAGGACAUUAACACACAUGCAGUACGUGUGUCUGGUACUACUUCACAUACAAAGAAGUCACAACAUACUACAUGACAGACACAUGCUGACAUGGGAUGUAGAAAUCUUGCUCCUGCCAUGUGAGACAAACAAACAACUAAAUAUCUCUAUUUGUCCUCUGGAGAACUCUUAUUUUGAAGCCUCCCCCUACCCGUGAGGGUGGCUUUUAUUUUGAAGCUUUUUGUCCUGCUGACCGCCACUCCCAGGAUAUUUUAAUUUUGGCGCUGUGUUGUUAUUCUGCAGCUCUGCCUAGACAACUUUUAUUUUGAAGCACGAACUCUCACACAGCUUUCUUUUUUUUUUUUCUGGAAGGAAACGUCACUCUGCUCUGGGGGGGCGGGGGGCUUUUAUUUUGAAGCCUUGUUGGAAAAUGUGGGAAGCUCGCUCUGAUUUGAUAAUUCCUGAUACCCAGCUCUCCCACACACUUUUUCUUUGUGUUUUUCAUGUUUACCUGAAUACAUUUGUGUUCAAACUGGUUUCCUUUUGUGGUGGGAAAAGCUAUCUUUAAGGGUUUGCCUCUCGUUUUCUAACUGCUUUCUUACAGUCCCCCUAUUUUUUACACAGUCUGCUCUUCAAUGAACAAAUUCUGUAUUCUUAGUGUUGCAUCUCAUCUCAAGUGAAAACCAGCCAAGCCAAUGUGAACCUCGUCAUGGUACAUAAACACUUUCUGGGGCCGCGAUAACUUCAGCUCCCUGAACACGGAGAUAUUUGUCCAAAAACGUUGGAAUACUGAUCACUAAACUCCACACAAACCCCAGAGAGCAAGUCUGACAAAGACAACGGUGGAUGGGUUUUAACAACUGAAGUACUGUGUAGUUCAGGAUCUGUAGAGUUAAAGAGGUCCUGCUGUAAUCUCCAUGUAGGUUUCUACAAAAGGAACAGAUUGUGUGCCACUGAAUGGCUCAAGUUUUCAUCAUUUACUCUAUUUCUGCAUGUAUGAUAAAAGUUAUUUAAAGAAGUUACUGUUAAACUUUUUUAAAGGAAUCAUCACCUAAACAUGUACCUGACGCAUCGCCGAACUCAAAACUCUAAUUUAAAGGAAUAGUUCAGAACCUUUUGUAAAAAAAAACAAAAAAACUUUUAUUUGGUUCCUUGCUGAGAGUUAGAUGAUGAGGCUACAGCUGGCAGCUGGCUAUCUUAGCUUAGCAUAAAGACUGGGAACGGAGGAAACGGCUAGCCUGGCUCAGUAUGAAUGUUGUAUCAUGUUUGUUUAAUGCACUUUGUGUUUUGUACAGAUUAAAGAAACAUGAUGUAGCUUGUUAAUCAGUGAGCUUUAGAUGUGUGCUAGGUGGACAGAGUCAGGCUAGCUGUUUCCCCGUUUUCAGUCUUUGUGCUAAGCUAAGCUAAACCGCUGCUGACUCGAGCUUCAUAUUUGCCGUACAGACAUGAGUGGUGUUAAUCUUCUCAUCGAACGCUCCACCAAAAAGCGAAUAAGUGUAUUCCCCAAAUUGUCAAACUUGUUCUUCAAUUUAGGACUUUAAAGGUCCAGUGUGUAACGUGUUUAUUUGUUCAUUAUCAAAAAUCAGUGUUGCCCGUUCACAAACUUGUCCUUUUUCAUGAAUAUUUACCACUACC
Perca fluviatilis (European perch) is the source of this 3097-nucleotide messenger RNA. It is a transcript of the gene pigu, whose product is annotated as phosphatidylinositol glycan anchor biosynthesis, class U. The transcript is spliced from 12 exons. Gene Ontology annotation, biological process: protein localization to cell surface; attachment of GPI anchor to protein. NCBI's taxonomy places the organism in Eukaryota, Metazoa, Chordata, Actinopteri, Perciformes, Percidae. Gene Ontology annotation, cellular component: GPI-anchor transamidase complex; membrane. The record is from RefSeq and is a predicted model, not a curated record. The coding region runs from base 42 to 1349 and encodes 435 amino acids.